Pygocentrus nattereri (red-bellied piranha) is the source of this 1811-nucleotide messenger RNA. It is a transcript of the gene adka, whose product is annotated as adenosine kinase a. NCBI's taxonomy places the organism in Eukaryota, Metazoa, Chordata, Actinopteri, Characiformes, Serrasalmidae. The transcript has 11 exons. Gene Ontology annotation, cellular component: nucleus; cytosol. Gene Ontology annotation, biological process: purine ribonucleoside salvage. Bases 134 to 1165 code for a protein of 343 amino acids. Gene Ontology annotation, molecular function: adenosine kinase activity. The record is from RefSeq and is a predicted model, not a curated record.
AGCAGGCUGGAGAGACACCGCUGUCUCAGUGAAGUAUUGAUACAGUGCACGCGCCGCUAGGAAAUUCUGGUCUAUAUUUAAAACUCAUUUGGAUCUCAGUUAAGAGUCUCCAGCAUCAUCUCCGACUAGCAGCAUGGCCAGUCAAAAUGCCCUUUUUGGCAUGGGAAAUCCCCUACUUGACAUCUGUGCUGUGGUGGACAAGGAUUUCCUUGACAAGUAUGGCCUCAAGCCCAAUGACCAGAUUUUGGCAGAAGACAAACACAAGGAAAUGUUUGAAGAGAUGGUCAAGAAAUUCAAAGUUGAGUACCAUGCAGGCGGCGCCACCCAGAACUCUGUGAAAGUUGCCCAGUGGAUGAUCCAAAAGCCCCACAAAGUGGCCACUUUCUUUGGCUGUAUAGGAAAGGAUAGGUUUGGAGAGAUCCUGAAGGAGAAGGCUGAAGAGUCCUAUGUGGAUGCCCACUACUAUGAGCAGAGUGAGGAGCCUACAGGGACCUGUGCUGCCUGCAUCACCGGCGACAACAGGUCUCUUGUUGCUAAUCUGGCAGCUGCCAACUGCUAUAAGAAGGACAAACAUCUGGACUUGGAGGAGAACUGGAAGCUGGUAGAAAAAGCAAAGGUCUACUACAUUGCUGGUUUCUUCUUGACUGUGUCUUUGGAGUCAAUCUUGAAGGUGGCGAAGCAUGCUUCUGAUAACAAUAAGAUCUUCAGCCUGAACCUCUCCGCUCCCUUCAUCUGCCAGGCUUUUAAGGAGUCCCUUAUGAAGGUCAUGCCCUACGUGGACAUCUUGUUCGGCAACGAGACAGAGGCUGCCACGUUUGCGCGGGAGCAGGGCUUCGAGACAAAAGACAUUGAGGAGAUUGCCAAGAAGGCCCAAAACCUACCCAAGGUGAACAAGAAAAGACAGAGAAUUGCGGUUUUCACCCAAGGCAAGGAAGGCACUGUAAUGACCAAAGGUGACAAGGUAGAGACAUUCCCUGUCAUACAGACUGACCAGAGCGACAUUGUGGACACUAAUGGAGCUGGAGAUGCCUUUGUGGGAGGCUUCCUGUCUGAGCUGGUGCAGGAUAAGUCUCUGGAGCAGUGUAUCCGUGCUGGACACUAUGCUGCUAACGUCAUCAUUAGGCAAGCAGGCUGUACGUUUCCAGAGAAGCCCGACUUCCACUGAAAAUGACAAGUGGACUUCUUCACCCCAGUGUUAAACAGGACUGAUGCCUUUCUAUUCUUUUUAUAAUUUACUUUUUACCCUUGUUUAUUCCACUCCUCCUUCCCUUCUUGCAUUCAGACUUCUGUGCCUCUGCUACAUAGUAGCCAGUCCCACUUCAUGAUGUAUUCAUGCGAACAUUUUACUUAAUAACAAACUUCUGUUUACAACAUUCGCAACCCAGUGCUGCUAUAAAUAGCAGUUUGUUUUUACUAAAAUUUGUUUUAGGUUCUUUUUCUGUCCCCUGUAAUGAAAACGUUUGCAGAAGUCAUUUGUAAUGGUAAUAACCAGCUUCUUUCCAGACGAUAUUUUAUUUGAGUUGUACCAAAUGUCUAGAUUUUAACACUUGCCAGAAAAGCAGCACCUUAAUGACUCGUGCUGUUUUGAACUGUAGGGGUAAUUUCAUUUCAGUUUUUAAAGGCCAGUCUUCUCUAAAAAGCCAAACAGUUUUGUGAGAUAUUCAUUUUUAACUAUAUAAUAAUGUACAAGAACAAGAAAACCUCUGCACGCAUGUGUGUGUGUGUAUGUGUGUUAUGUAGAGUGUCUGCAUUUUGCAAUAUAAAUGCACUGCCUCUACUGACAACAUUAAAAAGUUCAUCCCCUCCUACAA